This is a messenger RNA of Schizosaccharomyces osmophilus, 1386 nucleotides long. RefSeq names its product histone acetyltransferase, KAT5 family Mst1 (gene mst1). Bases 1 to 1386 code for a protein of 461 amino acids. The record is from RefSeq and is a predicted model, not a curated record. Gene Ontology annotation, molecular function: histone acetyltransferase activity. The transcript has a single exon. Gene Ontology annotation, biological process: regulation of DNA-templated transcription. Lineage: Eukaryota; Fungi; Ascomycota; Schizosaccharomycetes; Schizosaccharomycetales; Schizosaccharomycetaceae.
AUGGUAAAAGAGGAAAACAAUGGAAUGACAAACGGGGAAAAAAAGCAUCAUGAGCAAGAUAUUGUUUACAAAUCAAAGGUUUAUGCUUUUAAAGAUGGGGAGUAUCGAAAGGCGGAAAUCUUAAUGAUUCAGAAAAAAGCUAGUGGCACUUUCUAUUAUGUACAUUACGAUGAUUACAACAAGCGAUUAGAUGAGUGGAUUACUGUCGAAAGCAUUGAUUUAAAAAGAGGAAUCGAGUAUCCGCCUCCUGAGAAGCCAAAAAAAGCUCACGGAAAAGGGAAGUCAGCAGAGUCAAAAUACCCGAAGAAUGAUCGAAGAAAAUCUUUGACUAAACCGGCAAAAACCGAACCGGGUACACCUUCGGCCAAGGUUGAACCCUCUACCCCUUCUAUCGAGAGUGAUCAUGGAUCAAACGCUGAAAGUCUUCCCUUGUUAGAUGAAGAAGAUAAAAAAGCCCCGGUAUCCAAAGAAGAGGAAGUAGAAAGGCUUCGUUUUAGUGGGUCUAUGGUUCAAAAUCCCCAUGAAAUCGCCCGCAUUCGGAAUAUAAACAAGAUUCAGCUUGGUGAUCAUGAGAUUGAGCCUUGGUAUUUCUCUCCUUAUCCAAAGGAGUUUUCUGAUGUAGAUGUGGUUUACAUAUGUUCUUUUUGUUUUUGCUACUAUGGAUCUGAACGUCAAUUUGAGCGCCAUCGUCAGAAAUGUAGCUUGCAACAUCCCCCUGGUAAUGAAAUUUAUAGAGAUGACUACAUUUCGUUUUUUGAAAUUGAUGGCCGUAAACAAAAGACUUGGUGCAGAAAUGUCUGCCUUUUAUCAAAACUCUUUUUAGACCAUAAAAUGCUCUAUUAUGAUGUCGACCCGUUUUUAUUCUAUGCAAUGUGCCGAAGAGAUGAAUAUGGUUGUCAUCUAGUUGGAUAUUUCUCAAAAGAAAAAGAAUCAGCCGAAAAUUAUAAUCUUGCCUGUAUAUUAACUUUGCCUCAAUAUCAACAACACGGUUACGGUAAACUGUUAAUCCAAUUUUCAUAUGAGUUGUCCAAAAAAGAGCACAAACACGGUUCUCCCGAAAAACCUCUUUCCGAUUUGGGUCUUAUAAGUUAUCGAGCUUAUUGGGCAGAACAAAUUAUAAUUCUCGUCUGCAGUAUGCGAAAUGAGACCACCAUUGAUGAACUUGCAAACAAGACUGCUAUGACUACAAACGAUGUUUUGCAUACACUUCAAGCCCUUGACAUGCUAAAGUACUAUAAAGGGCAAUUUAUUGUCUGUAUCACAGAGGGUAUUGAACAACAAUACGAAAGAAUAAAAUCAAAGAAACGAAGAAGGAUUGAGCCUAACUUGUUAUCUGAAUGGCAGCCUCCAGUAUUUCAUCCUUCUCAAUUACGCUUUCGUUGGUAA